Messenger RNA from Babesia ovata, 546 nucleotides. Its product is annotated as cyclopropane-fatty-acyl-phospholipid synthase, putative. Bases 1 to 546 code for a protein of 181 amino acids. The record is from RefSeq and is a predicted model, not a curated record. Lineage: Eukaryota; Apicomplexa; Aconoidasida; Piroplasmida; Babesiidae. The transcript has 2 exons.
AUGAAACGAGCGGCCGACGAACAGACGCUCAAGGAGCAGCCGACGGAAGAAAGGGUCGUCCCGCCAGCCAAGCCGCUGCUGCCGGAGGAGGUGGAGCUCGUGGGAAUACACCGCGACAUCACGCAACACCUGCUUGGCACCGUCGCCCUGGACAACGGCUACAGCUUCGUUAAGCUUGGCCUUCCGUCGCUGGAGUACACCCUCCCGGAAGGCGCUGACGAUGUCGACUACGACGCGCAGUAUGCCAGGCUACGCGACAUGAUUGACGCCGCGCUGUUCCCGGAUGAGCUGCUGCAGGCGGAGUACGUCAACGUCGGUGGCGUUGACAGCGCAGGCCACGAGGUCACCGACGUGAAGCACUCCAUAAGGAAAAUCGACGAGGUCAUGGAGCGCGAAGCCAAGUACGUGGAAGAGGACGACCCGAAGGCCGCCGAAGAGCGCGCUGAUGACGCCAUGGAGGUGGACACCAGCAUGUACAACGACAACGACGACCAUCUCGUUGGCGACUACAACUACUCCUUCUGCGAUGAGGACGACGGGUUCUGA